Stegodyphus dumicola is the source of this 753-nucleotide messenger RNA. RefSeq lists its product as uncharacterized. Lineage: Eukaryota; Metazoa; Arthropoda; Arachnida; Araneae; Eresidae. The record is from RefSeq and is a predicted model, not a curated record.
AUGGUAGUAUUUUGGAGAUGCAAGAAGUGUAGGGCUGAAAAAUCAAUUAGGCGAGGAUCUUGGUUCGCUUGUAGUAAGCUCAAUUUACAGGAAAUCUUUUUCUUAACAUGGGAAUUAAUUAAGGGUACGGCGUCUAGUAAUAUUGAAGAGGAUUUUGGCUUUUCUUCUACGACUUUAGCAGACUGGCGUCAAUUCGUUAAUGAACAAGUGUUAGAUUAUGUUGAAUUGAUGUCAAAUAAAAUUGGUGGUGUAGGCAAAGUUGUGGAAGUAGACGAAUCAAAAUUUGGUAAAAGGAAAUACAACAAAGGGCAUUAUGUCGAAGGUCAGUGGGUUUUUGGGGGUGUAGAGCGUGAUUCGGGAAAGGUAGUUUUAGUGGCUGUUCAUGAGCGGAGUCAAGAAACUUUAAUUGCAUUAAUUAAACAAUGGAUAGAGCCAGGCACUACUAUCAUCUCGGAUUGUUGGAAAGGUUAUAAUCACGAUGUGUUGACUAAAGAAAGAUUUAAACAUUUAACCGUUAACCAUUCACUGAAUUUUGUUGAUCCAAGUACGGGCGCUCACACCAAUACAAACGAAAGCACUUGGAGACACGUAAAAAUACAUUUCCCAACAUAUAAUAUGCAAAAUGAUGCGUCUUUCCACUUGGCUAUGUUUAUGUUCGAAAAAAGUUGCUAUGAAAAGAAAAUUGAUUUGUGCAAUGCAUUUUUUGAGAUUAUCAGAGAUGUAGAUUGGGAAAAUUUUACUUAUAACCUUUAG